Molecule: messenger RNA, 1674 nt
Organism: Haliotis rubra (blacklip abalone)
Lineage: Eukaryota; Metazoa; Mollusca; Gastropoda; Lepetellida; Haliotidae
Product: putative ankyrin repeat protein RF_0381
Exons: 1
Coding region: 1-1674 (557 amino acids)
Molecular function (GO): protein binding
Source: RefSeq, a predicted model, not a curated record
AUGAAGAAUCCUGUAGCUACUGUCAAACUUGAACUUCUUGAGGUUAUCCAUCGGCUUGAUGAUCGGUCAGCUGCUCUAAUCCUGGUGCUCCUGUGUGACGGGCAGCUGAACGUUGGUCAGCUGGAGACAGAAUCCGACCCAGCCCUAGAGACUCACCUCCAGGCAGUUCGGACUCUUGUGCCAACAUCAACCAACCAUAGUGUAGCUAAAGCUGUCAGGAGUCUUUGUGGUUCAUUGUUGACGGAAGGAAACAUAACAACAUUUUCCCAUUCUGUGAUUUAUGAUGUCUGUGUGUCUGUCUUAUACAGCACUGAACCUGAGUUUGUUCGUAGACAUUUCAGCAUCCAGUUUCUCAUGAAACAUGUGCAGGAUCAGCAAAGCGACAUGAUAAUUCCUGUCAAUGAACACCAGCUAAUCAUUCCUUUCUCAGACCCAUACAGUGGAACACUGGUGGACAGGAUGGUUGGCUCUCUUGUCUAUGAUGGAACUUUAAGCACAUACAUUAUGCACCCUAUAUGGAAAAGAGAGGAAAUAGUCAAGAAAUUACAUCAAAUGAUCAAAGAUACAGAUUCCCUGCCAAAUCAUGCCAGGCACAAUAUUUUCUGUUACGCCUGCUUCACUUGGAACAAAUCCAUUAUGGCAAAACUUCUUCCCCACUGUGACAUCAAUAGUCGUGAUUUGAAUGGAUGGACACCUGUUUGGUAUUCUGUUGCCUCUGGACACAAGGAUAGUUUAAAAUAUAUCAUAGGUCAUAAAGAUCCUACAAAACUCAGUGGUGAUGACAAAAACAGUUUCCUACAUGUUGCUAGUGAAUAUGGGACAGCUUCAGUUGUAGAGUACCUACUGAACGACCUGAAAUGUGAUAUCUACAGUCAAGGAGCAGACGGCUGGACACCAGUCACGCGUGCAGUGUUUGCUGGGAAGAAGGAUGUAUUGAAUGUUUUACUGAACCACAAAAGUUUACCAGAUUUCAUCAUCAAUAGGGCGCUUCAUCUGGCAUGUGAGUGGGGGAAAAUCUCCAUGACUUCACUGAUGGAUAUUAGUUCUCCUGGUAAACAUGGUCAGACACCCAUAAUGAGUGCAAUAGCUUCAGGAAAGAAGAAAAUAUUCGACCUUCUUGUGUCACGGAAAGCUGACAUCAAUCUGAGAGAUGAUGGCAACAACAGCCUCCUUCAUUUGGCAUGUGAGCCAGAUGAUACGUCAAUUUUACAGACUCUCCUGCCACACAUUGACAUCAACAUACCAGGUCAACAUGGCUGGACACCGGUGAUGAAGGCAGCCGUGAAUGGAAGAAAGGAUAUAUAUGACCUGCUUGUGAAGGAGAAAGCAGAUCUUAAACUGACUGAUGACGAUGGUAACAAUCUCCUCCAUCUUGCUUGCCACGGAGGAAAUGUCUCCAUUGUGAAUCACCUUCUCCCACAAUUUGACAUCAACAGUCGUGGAGGCAGCGGGUGGACGCCAGUGAUGUAUGCGGUUGUCAAUGGACACAAGGUUAUGUUCAACUUUCUCGUGUCCGAAGGGGCUGAUCUCUCUCUAACGGAUGACUAUAACAACUCGGUGUUUCAUUUAGGAUGCCUGGGAGGAAAUGAAGCCAUAGUGAAGGCUCUACUGCCAAAGGCGGAUUUGAACAGUCAGGGAAACCUUGGGAGAACAGGUGUUAUGAAGGCUCCUUAG